AUGCGCGUCGCUGCACGCAGGGGCACGCCUCGGGUCACGCAUAAGACACGUGUCGACGAUCGGUACUGGGCUUGUCCGCUGAACAAUGCACGCUCCUUGCGUCCGGUCCAGGUUUGGCAGAGGAGUGCCUUGAACCUAUUGGCUGGCGACUGGAAAAGUUUCUCAUCGUCGUCUACGCACGAACGGCACCAUAUGAGCUCAGAAGAGAGUGGUGAGAGCGUCACGCAUAAGGAUGGCGCCGAAGAGGAUCCCCAAGAGCUGGACGACCCUGGUACCGUUGAGGCCUGUCAUUCAAGGACCACCAAGAUCCAGUACCGAAAGACUUUGCUCGAUUCUCGACGUCGCAGCACGAGUCGAUCCGGAGCACUCUCAAGGGAGAUUUCGCGAGAAAAUGUUCUAGAGGAAGCGCUUCCGUCACCGUCCGUCGACGCUUACCGCUAUGAACCCGAGCGCUUACAGGGCUGGCACCUAUUCCUUCGCACUCUGCAGGCCGUAGGGCUCAUCUACGGUGACCUAGGAACGUCACCACUGUACACCAUCUCCAGCCUCUAUGACGGCAACGUCGCGCCAAGCGAGUUCACCAUCCUAGCCGGCGCUAGCAUGAUCUUUUGGCUCCUGCUCCUCAUUCCUUCUAUCAAAUACGCCUUCCUCGUGGCGAUGGCGGAUCACAACGGCGAAGGCGGUGCGCUCGCCAUGAUUGGACUGAUGCGCCAGCGACGACUCUCUGGCCGCUGGGCUCGCCUCGCUGUCAUUAUAGCUGUGAUUGGUGCAGGUGCCCUGGUAGCAGAUGGAAUCCUGACGCCUGCAAUCACGGUGGUCAGUGCCUUUCAGGGUAUUCAGGUUGGGUCGCCUUCAUUUCCUACCGGCGCCGUUGUCGGCUUGAGUAUCGGUGUGCUUUUUCUCGUCUUUCUGGGCCAGUUUCUGGGCUCAUCGCGCCUGGGAAUCACCUACGGCCCCGUUCUGGUGGUUUUCUUCGUCGCGCAAGCCAUGCUUGGCAUGUACGGGAUCACAAAGUAUCCCGCGAUUUUCAAAGCGCUGAAUCCGUACUAUGCUUUGAAAGGCAUCGGCGUAUACUGGAAUGAUGGCAAGGUGGGCUUCCUCAAGAUUGCGGACGCGCUGCUCUGUGUGACUGGUUCAGAAGCGAUGUAUGCAGACAUGGGGCAUUUUGGGCGCCUGCCCAUGCGCCUGGGCUGGUUCACGAUCGUGCUGCCGUCGGUUCUGCUGUCGUAUUUGGGCCAACUGGCAUUACUUGCGUCCAAUCCAUCACUAGCUGAGACAGCGGGAAACGCUUUGUACUUUUACCAGGCGCCGCGCAGUGUCCUGUGGCCCCUGAUUGUGCUCACGACGUUGGCAGCAAUCGUGGCCUCGCAGGCGAUCAUCAGCGGUGCGUUUUCGAUCGUGAGCCAGGCGAUUUCCUUGGACCUGCUACCACGGAUGCAUAUCAAACGCACUGACUGGCGCAUUUAUGGCCAAGUCUUUAUUCCGGAGAUGGAUCUGGUCAUGGGGAUUCUAACAGUGGCUGUGACUGCGGGGUUUCAGACGAGUAACGCGCUGACCUCAGCGUACGGUGUGGCUGUCACGACGAGCUUCAUCACAACAACAUGUUUGUUCGUCAUUGUGCUCGUGUUCGUUUGGAAACAGCGCUUCUACGUUUGGCUCAGCUACUUGGCGGUGUUUGGUUUGGUCGACCUCCUGCUCUGGUCGAGUGCCAUUACAAAGUUUCCCACCGGCGGCUAUAUUCCAGUCAUCAUCUCUACCGUUUUCAUUUUGGCCAUGCUUCUCUGGGACUGGGGCACGAAACGAGAACACGAAUACUACGAGCGAAAAUUACGUGUUUGGAAAGCACAACAGAGCGAAGGAAUUAGACAAGAUUCAUCGCCGGUGCUCAAGGGUACUUUUGUCUUUCUGGCUGGCUUGCAGCACGGCGUACCGUACUCUUUCCAGGUUUUCGUGAGCAAAAUUGGUGUGAUUCCCCAAACCACCAUCUUCGUAACGGUGCGAAACGUUCCAGUGCCGUUCGUCGAUGAUCAUCGGCGGUUUGUGAUUGUGGAGGAGGCACCGGGCCGCUUCCGCGCCCGUAUCUACGUCGGGUAUGCCCAGUCGAUCAGGAGUCUUAUGGAGUCUCUACGCGAGGUACCCGCUGCUUUCUUUCACGAAAGCUUUGGGGAGAAAGUGGUGUUCGUGAAGGGUUACACGGAUAUUCUCGUGGACUCGCAGCGUCACUGGCUGCACCGUUUGUUGGUCUACUGCUACCACUACCUGAAGACUAUAGCUGCCUCGGUGGACUCGGAACUCGGCAUCCCACGAGACCGAGUGGAAAUCGGCAUGCCGAUCCUUCUUUGA
Molecule: messenger RNA, 2343 nt
Organism: Cyanidioschyzon merolae strain 10D
Lineage: Eukaryota; Rhodophyta; Bangiophyceae; Cyanidiales; Cyanidiaceae
Product: probable high-affinity potassium transporter
Exons: 1
Coding region: 1-2343 (780 amino acids)
Biological process (GO): potassium ion transmembrane transport
Cellular component (GO): membrane
Molecular function (GO): potassium ion transmembrane transporter activity
Source: RefSeq, a predicted model, not a curated record